AUGCAGCAGAGAAGGCUUCAGGCCGCUCAGAGUGCACAGCAGAAGGAGCAGCUGCCAAAACAGCUCCUGGGGAAGGCUGUGUGGAUCAGCGCGACAUCGGGAGGACCCCUUGACGGCAUGCAGCUCCCAAAGUCUCCGGAAGAAGGCGAACUCGCACCGCUGCCACCGUUUGUUCGCGGCAUCGUUUGUGAUCCCCAGCCCCCAGGUGUACCCCCAGGAGUAGCCGCAGUCGCAGCCAACUGUGGCUUGGAGUGUUCACGUGAACGAGAUGCAGCUUCUGGAGGGGGCUCGUUCGUCCAUCUCUACGCGCCCCUCUCGAGCAUCUGCCUCGCUGACGACGUCUUCGGAAUCCCCGACAAUACUCAACUACGUCAUCUGGAGCUGCCAAACGUCUUGGCGAACAUCCGUGAGCGGUACAGGGCAGCAGCGGAGGAUGAUCACAAGGCGCAUGGCAUUUAUGUGAGAGCAAUGCCUGAUGCUGCUGCUGACACAGGCAGCAUCCCAAAGGGCGCACAGAGCGGCGUGGAGUCUCUCUGGAAAUAA
Messenger RNA from Cyclospora cayetanensis, 543 nucleotides. RefSeq lists its product as uncharacterized. The record is from RefSeq and is a predicted model, not a curated record. The transcript has 3 exons. NCBI's taxonomy places the organism in Eukaryota, Apicomplexa, Conoidasida, Eucoccidiorida, Eimeriidae. The coding region runs from base 1 to 543 and encodes 180 amino acids.